AUGAACUGUUUUCGAGCGUGCAAUAGAUCAAUUCGACUUUUGCGACAACUACCACUCCUUGUCUCACCCUCGCCUCUCACCAGAGCUCCCAGCAGUCCAAUUACUCUCGCCGUGAAACCCCUCUCAAUCCACCGCACGAUGGCCUCCGCAAUGGCUAAGCGCCUCGAGGGCAAGACAAUCCUGGUAACUGGAGCCUCUUCUGGCAUCGGAAAGAGCACUGCCAAGGAAUUUGCGCGCACCUCGCCCAAUGACCUCAAGCUCAUUGUCACUGCCCGCCGUCUUGAAUCACUGAACCAGUUGGCCGCUGAAAUCAAGGAAGAGGUUGGCGCUGGUGUGAAGGUGCUUCCCGUCAAGUUGGAUGUCAGCAACCCUGAGGAAAUCAAGAACUUCGUUCCCUCUCUACCUGCUGAGUUCAAGGAGAUCGAUGUGCUGGUCAACAAUGCUGGACUGGUCAAGGGUGUUGCUCAGGCACCUGAUAUUGCUCCCGAAGAUAUCAAGGUUAUGUGGGAUACGAAUGUCACUGGUCUUAUCAACAUGACCCAAGCCAUUUUGCCGAUCUUCAAGAAGCGUGAUGAGGGUGGCCGUGGCGAUAUUAUCAACAUCGGCAGCAUUGCUGGUCGCGAGCCUUAUGCUGGUGGUGGCAUCUACUGUGCCUCCAAGGCGGCUGUUCGCUCCUUCACCGAGUCUCUGCGCAAGGAGCUGAUCGCGACCCGAAUCCGUGUCAUUGAAAUUGACCCUGGUCAGGUUGAGACCGAGUUCUCUGUUGUCCGAUUCUACGGAGAUAAGUCUAAGGCGGAUGCCGUCUACAAGGGCGUUGAGCCGCUUACCGGUGAUGACAUCGCUGAGGUUGUUGUUUUUGCUGCCGGGCGACGGGAGAAUGUUGUGAUUGCAGACACUCUGGUCUUCCCCAGCCACCAGGCUGGCGCCGGCAUCAUGCACCGGAAGUCAUGA
Messenger RNA from Penicillium macrosclerotiorum, 951 nucleotides. Its product is annotated as SDR family oxidoreductase. The transcript has 5 exons. Gene Ontology annotation, cellular component: cytosol. NCBI's taxonomy places the organism in Eukaryota, Fungi, Ascomycota, Eurotiomycetes, Eurotiales, Aspergillaceae. Gene Ontology annotation, molecular function: oxidoreductase activity. Bases 1 to 951 code for a protein of 316 amino acids. The record is from RefSeq and is a predicted model, not a curated record.